UAUAAAUCAAUUUUUAAAAAUGAUCAAAGUUUUAUCUUUAGUUUUAAUUGUAAACUUUAUUUGUAUUGCUUGCAGCUAGAAAUUUGAAUAUGAUGAGGAAAUGGCUAAAAACUUACUAGGAUUUUCACUUUUAGCUUACUGCAAACCUGAAAACAUCCCAAAAAAUAAUUGUGGAGAACCUUGUUAAAGAAAUCCCUCGAGUUUAAUUGAUUAUUUAGUAAUGACUUCUAAUAGUACACAUACAAGCGGAAUAAUAGGCUAUUCUACUGAUCAUGAUGCUAUUAUUAUUACUUUCAGAGGAACUAUUUCUACUGACUUGACUAACUGGAUGUACAAUUUAGACUCUAUAAAAGCUCCUUUUACUGAAUGCACUGUUUCUAAUUGUAAAGUUCAUCAAGGUUUCUUAGAUCACUUUAAUAACAUAAAAGACUAAUUAACAUAACAUUUCAAAGAGUUGAAGUAAAAAUAUCCUCAAGCUAAAAUUUUCCUAACUGGACACUCCCUUGGCGCUGCAAUUGCUACAAUAAGCUUAGCUCACAUUUACAGUCUAAAUGAACAAUAAUAAAUUGACAUAUUCUAUAAUUUUGGAAGUCCUAGGGUUGGAAAUGUGGAAUUUGUUAAUUGGUUUACUUAGUAAAACAUGGCUAAGUUAUAUGGCAGAAUUACGACUGCACAAGAUCCUGUUAUCCAUACUCCUCCAUCUAAUUUCCCAUUUUAUUUCUAACACAUAAAUUAGGAAAUAUAUUAUUUAGUAAGUUAAAAAAAUGCAACUUACAUUUAAUGUGAAAAGCCUAAUGACAGUAAUUGUAUUAGAAGUUCAAUAGAAUACUCAAUAUAAGACCAUUUAAAUUAUUUUGGAUGGAACUUAAAAUAAUCAAAAAAGCCUUGUAAGUGAUUGAUUUUUGUGAUUUAUG
Tetrahymena thermophila SB210 is the source of this 914-nucleotide messenger RNA. RefSeq names its product lipase family protein. The record is from RefSeq and is a predicted model, not a curated record. NCBI's taxonomy places the organism in Eukaryota, Ciliophora, Oligohymenophorea, Hymenostomatida, Tetrahymenidae. The transcript is spliced from 2 exons. Gene Ontology annotation, biological process: lipid metabolic process.